CUCGAGGGCAGCGAAGUAGUCGGGCAAGCGUGGGUUUAAUGGUGCACGGUUAGGAAAUUUGUCACAGCCGGAUCGUGAAAACUAAGCUAACAUGGCGAAAAAAACUGUGCUGGAUAAGAGUAAUCAAAAUGAAGAUUCUGCGAAAAAUAAUGAUGGCAGUUUGAACGACGACGAGGAGCCAAAUUUCAGCGAUCUUGAGGACUUCGUCGAUGAUGUUUCAGACACGGAACUCCUGGGCGAUUUACUGACCCAAAAACCGUCGGAGACGGAUGGGAUCGACUCUCUCAUCAUCGUCGAUGGCGCCCCUCAGGUUGAGCCUGAGAGGCUGGAGCGAUUCAACCUGGUCGUUCACAAAGUCUUUGGAAAAUUUGGAACCAUUGUCAAUAGAUAUUAUCCGAAGAACGAGAAUGGAAAUACCAAAAGCUACUUCUUCUUGGAAUACAAUGACCCAGUGAACGCUGCAACUGCUGUGAAAUCUACCAACAACUACAAAAUUGACAAGCAACACACCUUCAAAGUGAAUUUGUUCACCGACUUCAAGAAAUACGAGGAUAUUCCUGACGAUUGGGAACCACCAAAACCACAACCUUACAAAGCUGCGAAGGAUUUGCAUUUUUAUCUGUUGGACCCCGAUGCAUACGAUCAGUACUGUGUUUUACACGGAAAUGGUAGCGCUGUCUCUGUACAAAUUUGGAAGAAUUCAGCGCCUGAACCAGAACUCAUGGCAGAACGCAAUCGAUGGACUGAGACCUACGUUAAAUGGUCUCCAUCAGGAACCUACUUAGCUACCUUCCACAAACUCGGUGUAGCUCUCUGGGGAGGUCCUGACUACACCCAACAGGCUCGUUUCAGUCAAAGAGGAGUUGAAUGCAUCGAUUUCUCUCCCUGCGAAAAAUACCUCGUCUCCUUCACCCCCAGGCUAGACGGUUCGCCGGACGCAAAACGUCUCGUCAUCUGGGACAUCCUCACUGGUCAUGAAAAACGAUCGUUCUACCCUGAUGUCUCCUCAGUCUGGCCGAUAUUCAGAUGGUCGCACGACGACAAAUACCUGGCUUGUAUGGGUGAAGAUGUGUUGAGUGUCUACGAAACUCCGUCCUUCGGUCUUCUUGACAAAAAGAGCAUAAAAACCCCGGGGAUCAGAGAUUUCAGUUGGUCCCCAACUGACAAUGUUCUGGCCUAUUGGGUCCCUGAGGACAAGAAUGUCCCGGCUCGUGUGACUCUCCUGGAGAUCCCCAAUAGAAACGAAAUUCGUAACAAGAAUCUGUUCAACGUUGCUGACUGCAAAAUCUUCUGGCAGAAAUCUGGUGAUUAUCUCUGUGUGAAGGUCGAUCGCUUCGCCAAGAAGAAGGAGAAGACAGAGCAGAAGUACACUGGAAUGUCCUACAACUUCGAGAUCUUCCACAUGAGAGAAAAGCAGAUUCCGGUGGACAGUGUGGAAAUGAAGGAACCUAUUCAUGCUUUUGCCUGGGAGCCCGUUGGCUGCAAAUUCGCCAUCAUUCACGGGGAAAUUCCAAGUGUGAACGUCAGUUUCUACGAAGUCAGGUUCGGUCAUCAACCAGCAUUGCUGAAGAAACUGGAGAAAAAGGCCUGUAAUCAUCUGUUCUGGUCCCCUGCUGGACAAUUCAUCGUGCUUGCUGGACUGACGACCAUGGCUGGGGCCCUUGAGUUCAUUGACACAAAUGAUUUCACCAUCAUGAACUCCACCGAUCAUUAUCAGACGUCUGAUGUCGAGUGGGAUCCUACUGGUAGAUACGUUGUAACUGCUGUCUCCAGUUGGAAGACUAAUGUCGACAAUGGAUACUGGAUCUGGACGUUCCAGGGGAGAAUCCUGAAGAGAGUCAAUCUUAAUGCCUUCAAUCAGCUCCUGUGGAGACCAAGACCACCUACUCUUUUAACUCCUGAACAAAUCAAGGAGAUCAAGAAGAACUUGAAGAAAUAUUCGGCACAGUUCGAGAGCAAGGAUCGCAUGAGGUUGACUAGAGCUUCUAAGGAAUUAAUCGAAAAGCGAUGCCAAUUGAUGAAGGAUUUCAAUGAAUUCCGUGACAAGCGUGUCAACGAAUGGAAUGCACAGAAGAAACGUCGCCUUGAACUACGCAGCAAUAUCGACACAGACACCCUAGACUCUGAUACGAAGAACGUCGAGGAGGAGGAAGUAGAAUUUUUCGUGAAAGAAGAGUCAUUUAUCGUUGAUGACAAAUAAAUUCAAAGUGUGAAGAGCGAAAUAAACCCACUCUUGCCCACGAUUAAUCGUGAAUUCUUAUCCAAUUAACUGAUCGUGGGACAUUAGAGGACAUUUUAAUAAAUAAAAAAAACAUCAAGGACAACCAUGAUAAAACAUACACUAAGUUUGGAUAGAAAAUUACUUCAUUUCCAAUGUAUUACUUUAAUAGUUUGGCACAUACGCGUUCAGUCACGUGUAAUGGGCGCUAACUAUAGUAUCUUUAAAUUUUAUCAUGUUCCAUACAGGAUAGUUGAAUAUAUUCAUUAAAUAUACCCAAUUGUCUUGUAUAAUUUUUCAUGUCUCAAUUAAUUAUUCUGUAUUGCACAUUCUGUUCUAAUUAAUUAACUAUUUAUACUCAAUGGAACGGACGAAGGGGAAAUGAAUAAAAAAUGGGGAGCUUCAAAUUGUGA
Molecule: messenger RNA, 2631 nt
Organism: Diachasmimorpha longicaudata
Lineage: Eukaryota; Metazoa; Arthropoda; Insecta; Hymenoptera; Braconidae
Gene: eIF3b
Product: eukaryotic translation initiation factor 3 subunit B
Exons: 3
Coding region: 92-2200 (702 amino acids)
Biological process (GO): translational initiation
Cellular component (GO): eukaryotic translation initiation factor 3 complex
Molecular function (GO): translation initiation factor activity; translation initiation factor binding; RNA binding
Source: RefSeq, a predicted model, not a curated record